This is a messenger RNA of Folsomia candida, 1753 nucleotides long. RefSeq lists its product as uncharacterized. The record is from RefSeq and is a predicted model, not a curated record. The transcript has 4 exons. The coding region runs from base 152 to 793 and encodes 213 amino acids. Lineage: Eukaryota; Metazoa; Arthropoda; Collembola; Entomobryomorpha; Isotomidae.
CCAAAGUUCACGUGUUCUUUGAUUUCUGUCUCAUUUUGAAACAUAAUAUCCAAGGAAAACGAAUCUAAACGUUUGAUUUAUGAUCGCAUAAAAAAGAAAGAGAAAUUACAAAAUUAGCAAAAUUUUCUAGCUUAUUAAUUUACUGAACGUCAUGUUGUGCAAGGUGGAUUCGCAGACGGAUGGGACGUUUAAGCUGAAAUGUGUCACUGUUAUUUUGGGAAUUUUGGACGUAAUUUUGGCCUCGCUGGCGUCCUGUGGGGCGCGGAAGGAUGUCUACUUUCUCGUCACGGUGCUCGUGGUUGUGACAGUUUCCCUCUUGCACUUGAUCUGUGCUCUUUUGGAUGUUUUCAAAGCAAAUUACAUGUCGCGUGGGGUGGAAUUUCUAUUUCAUCUGCUCGGCGGGAUCGCAGUGAUUGCGGGGUCGAUCAUCAUUCUCACCGGAACGGAUUCCAAGACAAGCUGCAAUGUUAUGGAGAAGACGAGUGCAGCGACUGUGGGGAUAUUUAAUGGAGUCGUUUAUUUGUACGUAUGCCGCCUGAUUUUCGAACAAUUGCGACGAAAAAUCCGGAUCCCUGGAUCUGGAUCUAAACAAUCCUCCCAAGACCCGGGAUCACUUCCGCUCUACAUAUUUUGCGGGAUUAGCCGAGCACCGGCAGUGUUUUCUUGUGCAGAAGAUGAAAACGGUGACUCCAAAAGUUUAUCGCUUUCGGCCUCAGUUCCGACAAAAGUUAGAAAAUCGGAUGUAAAAGAUGCAGCCGAAAUUGAAGAGAAAAAGAGUAUGUUGAAGGCUUAGAAGUUCGAAAUUAUAAAAAAAAUCAAAUGAGUUAAAUUUAGAAUUUUACAACUCGGUUUUUAAUCAUCUUGUUAGCCACCAACUUUACACCAGCUGAAUUGCAAAAAUUCCUGGAGAUUAAAAUUAAAACUUAACAGUUUUUUUAAGUUUUGAACUUGCACAACUCUGUCUAGAAAAUACCAUGGGGAAUAAAACAGCAACGCAGUGCUAACAAUGGUGAACAGCUUAUCUGAUUUUUUUAAAUUUGGGACUAAAAUCUAUCGAACUUCUAAUAAAUUAAAAAUACUUUCCAAAAUUUAAACAUUUUUUUUACUUAUGCGCUGACACGUUUCUCGCAGGUUACUAAAAAUUUAGAAAAAAAGUCAGAUAUUAUCAAGACAAAGUAAAAAUGAAAACAUGCUCAAGAAUGGCUAAAUAAGUUUUUUAUGUGAAAUGAUUGACAUGCGAAAAAUAUUUACAAAUUAGCAAAUACUUAAAGGAAUAGUUUAGUAACUAGUAUUCUUAAUGGUUGGACAAGGUCGAGUGUAAUGUGGCGAGAGAUUGUUAAACACUUUGGUGAAGGGGCCGUGCAUAAGUUGCGCAAAAAAUUGCGAUUUUCUCCACCCCUCUUUAAUACAUUUGUCAUAUAGGCACGACGUCAUUGGAGCCUUAGACCCUUCUUUCGCGUUUAAUAAUUUAUGGACGGCCCAUAUCAAUCAAUGUUAAUGAAGUCGAUAAAUUUAGCUACGCAUAAGUUGUGAGUGUAAUGUCAACACUCAAGUUUGAUUAGGUAAACUUAUUUGUGCAACAAGCCCAAUGAAUUGCGGUUCAUGAAUAUUUCCGUAUGAUUACUUAAGCAUAGAUACAUUCAUAUGAAUGUAAACUCUCAGAAAACUAGUAUUCAACCAUUACUAACCGUGGAAUAAUAAUCACAUACUCUACCAGCACUGGUAAUAAAGGGCAUUAUAUAUCGUUCAGUAA